AUGGAUGAUAUAGCUUAUACUCUUGGUUAUGCUCCAUAUAUUGGAUUUUACUACAAACUUCCUAGGUUGGAUUUGGACAAAGGGCUAGUACAUAUGAGUAGUGAUGAACAUGUAUUGGAUAUGUCACAUCAUUUGCAUAAAAACAGGGUAACUCAAAUAUAUUUUAAACAUAUAGGAGGUAUAAAAUUACUGGAGAGUCAGACUGGAUCAUCUACAAGCAAAAACAAUCAUUCUGUUGAUGGUGAUCACCCAAUUGAUGACAAUGGCAUAGGGGACGGGGUAGCAUCAGAAUCUGAAUGCAGUGAAUAUGAAGAUUUGGUUGAUAGUGAUUAUGAAAGGUUUGCUUCCAGCACUGAGUGA
Ilex paraguariensis (yerba mate) is the source of this 360-nucleotide messenger RNA. The record is from the annotation of a GenBank genome assembly. NCBI's taxonomy places the organism in Eukaryota, Viridiplantae, Streptophyta, Magnoliopsida, Aquifoliales, Aquifoliaceae.